Molecule: messenger RNA, 1313 nt
Organism: Yamadazyma tenuis ATCC 10573
Lineage: Eukaryota; Fungi; Ascomycota; Pichiomycetes; Serinales; Debaryomycetaceae
Source: RefSeq, a predicted model, not a curated record
UACAAUUUUUACAACAUGAUGGCACACGAAGUACCGGUCCCCAUACAUGGGCCUGGCACCCCACCUGUGGUUUCUAGUACCCCGAAGAACACUCAGCCAGUGAAAUCAACUCAGAAACAGACCUCCCGUAAAAAGAAUAACAACCCGAAUAAGAAAUCACCCCUGCCUCAACAGACACCAGGGCAUAACGACAAACCAACGACGUCCUCUUUGAACACUCCUCAGAAGGAGUUUAAACUGAAUAAGAGGAGGUCGCAGACCAAGAAGAAAGAUGAAGCACCAGUUUUUGCUGGAAGCUCAUUCCACUCAUCGCCAGAAGCGUUGAAUUUACCCAAACCUACCUUUAAACCAUCACCCAAACCGCAGUUGGCCAACCCUGUGACCAGCUACCCCUCUGUUUAUUAUCAACCUCCCAUGACACCACAUGGAUCCAUGCCUCAUAUGCCUCAUAUGAGCAUGGGUCCCGUUCCAAUGGGAUAUCUGGCACCUCCUCAAGGACUUGCCCAUGGUCCCAUGAUGCAUCCUCAGCAACACGUAGCUGUUCCUUAUGGCUCGGCACCUCCUAUGAUGACGUACCCUGGACAGGCUCCAGGACCUUAUUAUGGAUAUGCUCAACCACCACAGAUGGGAUUUGCCCCAGGCGGAGCUUCCCCAACAAGGACAGCUGCAACUGGAACUGCUUCUCAAGGCCAAAAGAUCUCGUUCAACGACUUGAUCGGUUCAGAGAAGUAGGUUGCUCCUAUUUAUAAUGACUUGGUACGAAUAUACAAAGCCAAAAAUGACCGUAGAAUAUGUUUACCUCAAGUAUGAUGUGGACUCAAAACCUAUUUGUGCAAGGGUGAUGAAAAACCUGUAGAAGAGUAAGAUGGUUCAGGCUGAAUGUUGGCUUAUAGUUUCUAGUGCCUGAAUAAUCUCCAAGUAAGAUAGAUGUUUUGCCUGAGCCUAUAUACUCAACCAUCCAAUCCCACUUACUGAAAAAGAAGUCGUUGUCAGUGACAUGGUCUUAAUACCCAAUAAAGGAGUCGGGGUAAUAUCUGAUACAAUCCACAGACCUUGAAACUUGGACCUUGAAACUAUAAAUGCUUGGGUACGAUUUAGACACCUGCAAAUCUCCGAAAUCUAAAGAUCAGAUUUGCCAACAAAAAAUACCCCGUGUGCAUCAAAAGAAAGUUGUAUCUAGUCCGAAGCAUAUGAAAGCGAACUACAGCAACUCUAAUACGUUCGCUAACGAAUGAAAUACUACUGUUUUUGUAAUAGUUCCAAAAAUAACCAUUAGGGUGUUCUCGACUACUUAAAUAUAUCAUUUGUCAAGG